Messenger RNA from Triplophysa dalaica, 1564 nucleotides. Its product is annotated as probable methyltransferase-like protein 24. The coding region runs from base 106 to 1143 and encodes 345 amino acids. The record is from RefSeq and is a predicted model, not a curated record. The transcript has 5 exons. Lineage: Eukaryota; Metazoa; Chordata; Actinopteri; Cypriniformes; Nemacheilidae.
UGGUAAUCCCAUUGCCCUCGAGCCAGAGAGUGACGGGUGGCGCCGACUUUCCCUCUUUGGUCUCGGCGCUUCUAUGGGUCAGUCCGUGCAUGCAAGAGGGCAGGUAUGGCUGCCUGUAAUUUUAGUGGGCUGAGAGGCAUCUUCCAACGUAUAUUUAUUAUAGUUUUGCCGUUUCUGCUGCUUGUCCAACUGUUGGUCAAUUUAACGGUACCACGCGCAUUUCACAGCAAAGCAGGGGACGAGCCUGCUUUUCUCGUCAUUAACAUUGAGAAGAGCGGCGGAUCGCUGUUGUCGGAGGACAGCGUCGGUAAAAACGAGAGGGAUUUCGGAAGAAGAAGACUGGGUCGCUCGCCCGAAGAAGAUUCACGACUAACGGGAUACGACGACGAGAACCAGUUUGACCGACCUCAGGCUGUUUUUGGAGGACUGAUGCUGCAGCCAUGGGCAUCAGAACAACCCUCAUUUGAUAGUGAGCUGCGGCGUCUCGUUCAGUUUAUAACCAAAACAGAGGUAAACUGCUCUAUGGUCCAGAAUGCCAAGGAAAAUCACUCAGAUGUGUUGUGCAUUAACCACUGGAAAGGAAAAAGUGGUUGUGUGGCCUAUUCAUUCAGUCUAGAUGGGAGGGAUGCUGUGUUUUUGGACACAAUGUUGCAUGCAGGUUGUGAGGUUCACCGGUUUGACCCUGGAAGCAGAGGAAGAUCCGGGCAUUCAGGACAUGGGUCCAUCAAGAACCACCGGGCGUGGUUAGACUGGCGGCAUCCACGCAGUCGCUCACAUGUAGGACUUAUGGGUAAUGUGCAGCAUAGACUGGUUGACAUUAUGGACUCCCUGGGCCAUCCCAUGGUGGAUGUCCUGCGUAUGGAUUUGGAGAGUGCUGAGUGGCGCAUGUUAGAAAGCUGGAUCAAGGAUGGAACUCUCAAAAGAAUCAAUCAGCUCAUAUUGACCAUUCAUCUGCAGUGGGCGGGGUUUGAGGUGGGUGGAGCUGAAGAGGAGGUAGUGCUUUUCUGGUACAGUGUACUGAGCGCCCUCCGCAUUUCAGGGCUCCAUCUCGUGCAUUUAGCACACGGCCCAGGACGCAUGGUGCUGGGACACAAACUGGACAACUUGCACAGUUCAUACACACUUAGCUGGAUAAGGACAUGAGACUGUGAAAAUGCUUAGACAGAGAAGCAUGACUUUAUAAAAAUCAAUUUAAGCUCUGAUGUUUUUAGAAGGAAGAUGACAGAAGUGUCUGAUGAUCCUAAAACAACAUUGAUGAAAGACACAUAACACACACAUCAAAGCAGGAAAGAGUAAAGUUACCUUAUAUAGGUGUAUUACUAUGUUUUUGUGCACAGUAAACUGUGACUGAUGACACCAUGACUACACAGACUAAAGUUUAAGUUUGGCUGGCUGGUUUAGUAAUGCCGUCUAGGGGUUGUAAAUGGUACUGCAGUGAUCCGCCACUGCAUUAUGCGCACAAUUAAAACCAUUACGCUAUGACAAAACCUUCAAAAUCCACAAUAUAUAUAUAUUAUACAAUAUAAACGUCAAUAUGAAAAGUGAACACUGUGAUCUUUUUAUU